AUGAGCGAGGUUCCGUGUGAGGUUUUGACCGCAGUCUCAUGGUCAAAAUGGGAUGCGGUGGUGAUGGGGUUGGGGACGACGAUGUCGUGGCAGUCGAGCGAGGUCGACGUGUGGUCAUGGGGAGAUGGGGGAGAAGAAAUCCCAAUUGGAGGGGGGCUGGCAUCAAUCCCAUAA
Messenger RNA from Prunus armeniaca (apricot), 174 nucleotides. The record is from the annotation of a GenBank genome assembly. Lineage: Eukaryota; Viridiplantae; Streptophyta; Magnoliopsida; Rosales; Rosaceae.